AUGUUCAACCACAUCGUGAAGAUCGCCUCCGGGGUGGGCCGGGCCGUCACUGACAAGCCGAGCGGUUCGCUCCCCGCCACGCCGUACAAGUCUUCGAUAGGCGAAAGGCGGUUUCGAUUGUGCAAGAUCCAGAAAGACCCCUCGGAGAGAGGCGGGUUCUCCCUCGCUGUUCGCGAGUUCGACUUGGACUCGCCUCCAACGUACUGCGCUGUGUCCUAUACGUGGGCAUCGGCCGACUUGGACAAUCUGGGGACGGAUAGACCCGGCGCUGAAGAGCGCAUAAUUCCCAUUCUGGUUAACCAGAUUCGCGUCAGAAUCACCCAAAACCUUUUCGAUUUCCUCCAGCAAUGCGUGCAGUCGAAAUGGUUUCACGCUAGUCAUAAGCCUGAAAAAGGAGAGGUGGCCCACGAUGCCAGUCUCUUCGUUGUCGAUUAUUUAUGGAUCGAUGCCGUCUCCAUCAACCAGGAUAGCACGGAGGACAGGAUUCGGCAUAGGUCAAUCAUGGGAGAAAUUUAUUUGAAAUCUGCUCCAGUACCGAUAUGGUUGGGCAAAGAAGUCCCCAAUCCUUAUGUCAGAUGGGUGCUGGAAGAGUUUAUACCUGCCUUCAACAAGGCAUUCCCACAGCCUGGCAGUCUCAAAGGCAAGGACCCAAUGUGCACAGAUCCAGUAUUUACUGAACUUCUGGGGCAAGCUGCCUGUCGUCGAUGGCGCGAUGCCUGGAUUCCUUUCAUGGAAUUUCUAGGGAAGAAGCGUUGGUUUCGUCGGGGAUGGGCAGUCCAGGAAGUCAUUAUUCAGUCUCUUACGAAGAACGGCGAAUCCUUUCUUCUCUUUGGAUAUUACUCGGCUUCUUGGCUACACUUGAGGAUCUUCCUGUCACUUCUCCACUUGGAUGAUUGGAACCCAGCCCUAGUCUCUGAGCUCUAUAUACACGGUUUUACUAGUACAGCAAACCGCACGCGUGAUCUUUUUGGGUCCGUGGCCAACAUCACCGCAGUGCGAAAUAGCGUCCUCAGAUUCAGAAAGGCGGAGAGAGCAAGGAAGUCAUUUGAAAGACGGCCGAGUGUUAGUACCAAAGACUCAGUUGAGUUAGACCCAUACGACCAAACCGAGCAGCAAAGGGCCUAUACUGCUGCAUUCCGCGUUCUCCAGAUCAUGAUGAGUUUUAAAUUUUCCGACCACCGAGACAAUGUAUAUGUUUCAUUCGACAUUCUUAAUUUCCUGGCGGGCGACGGGCUACAACUUCAGCUCGAGACAGAUUACAACAGCUCAGUAGUGGAUGUUUACUCAAGCAUCUCCUGGCAUUUUCUCAGUCACAUGUCUUCUCUGGAGGUCCUCACGAGGGCCACUAAUACUUCUAUGCAGCCUCGUAUACCGGGACUUCCAUCCUGGGUUCCGGACUUCUCCAAGAGAAUCACCGCAAAUUUCUUCCAAACGGCCAGGACCAAAGCCGCUGUCAACAACCGAGGUCGUCUUCCUCGGUUUGAUGCAUCCAACAUGCCUCUCCGACGACCAAUACUACAGGGACCUACCCGCUUAUCUAUUGCUGGAACAAGGCUGGAUAAACUUUCAAAUUGCAGUCCUUGUUUAGCUAGGGCUAGUAAAGGAGGCUGGGAUUAUAGUUGGAUGAUCCGUGCCUGCAAGAGGCUCGGCUCAGCGUUGUACCAACCUACUGGCGAACCGAUUGACGAAGCCUUUACUCGAACGCUUCUAGUGGACUCGAUACCGAAGCUAUUCUCUUUGGAAAAAUGUUCCGAUGUGUUUCAGCGAUUUUGGCUGCACAUUUUUGUAACAACGUGCCGUUCGAAGCCGCCUCUACAAAAUACCAUCCUAGAAUCGCUUCGGAGUAUGGGCGAUCAAUUGCAGCUGGCAAAGUGGUUGCCAGACGCCGUAGCUUUCUCAAAUGCUAUCGAGAAACGUACAAAAAAGACCAGUGAAGCCAGCCUCGGUCAGCUUUUCGGUAUGGCGGACAGACUUUGGAGUGCCAGAGUAUGCUUCUGUACAAACAAUAACUACAUUGGUAUUGGUAACUUUAGAGCCGAGGUAGGCGAUGAGGUAUGGCUACUUGAAGGUGGGAGAACGCCCUUCAUUCUCCGGCGGCUGUCUAAAGAAAAUGAGUAUCAGCUCAUUGGAGAGGCCUACUUGCAUGGAUUCAUGUAUGGAGAAGGCAUGACGCAAGAAAGAAGAAGCAAUUUAGAGUCUGUAGUAAUAGCAUAA
Messenger RNA from Clonostachys byssicola, 2214 nucleotides. NCBI's taxonomy places the organism in Eukaryota, Fungi, Ascomycota, Sordariomycetes, Hypocreales, Bionectriaceae. The record is from the annotation of a GenBank genome assembly.